CGCCCCGCGUCUUCCUCCAAACCGGGCUUCCCUUCUCCCGUGUAAACAACCUCGGAGGAAGGGAGGCUCCUCCCUACCGGAGCUCCCGCAGCCAAAACAAAACAACAUCUCGGGACUGCCUGAAUAUAGUCCGGAGCUCAGCCGUGCCCGAUCUAUAAAGGGGAAAAGAGGGGGUUGGGGGGGGUGGCCCUCGGCAACGGAGACUUCCGACCCCGACCCCAUCCCCACGUAGCAAGUCCCAAUGGCCAGGUCGUCCGCCGGGUGGGUUACACACCUUGGCUCACCUGGCUAGAGCCCCCGCGGGUGGACGGGUCUCUGCCGGCUUCUGCGCUCUGCGGGUCUGGUGCAAUUGCUGAAAAGGAGGCGGCUCUUGGUUCUCGCUCUCCUGAUGCUUACAUAAGGGGUUCUCUCCCCAACCCCCAUCACCACUUUCCCCUGUUGGAAACCGCCACUGUAAAUGUGUUUUGGGUUGUAUGUGUGUGUGUUUUCCCUCCCAGGUGUCAGCCUACCAGGUGAGAAAAACGCUGUGGAGAUUCAAGGCUGAGAGACACCCCACCACCACCACCACCACCACCACCACCACGCUGCUCUGUCUUGCCAGCCACAAAGCAAAGAGAAUGUUUCAUCAGCAUUAGGGCAAGAUGGCACAGAACUGACAACAAUGCAAGCAUGUGCUCAGAAGGCAAGAGCAUCGUCUGUCAUGCUAUCGUAUUCCUGGGACCUUUUAACCCAGCAGCAUCAGAAUAUUGGAGUGUAUCUUGUAACAGACUGCAGCUCGUAAACAUGGAGUCAAUGAAAGUUGAAGGGCUGGACAAUGAACAGGAUUUUUAAUGAAAUGAAGUGUUUUUCCUUGUUGUUUUCUCCUCAAGUAGUGAUCAGAGAGAGUUUAUAAGAAUUUAGAUGACAACAUGGCUCACUUUGAUACUGAGUAUCAGCGAUUGGAGGCCUCAUAUAAUGACUCCCCCCCUGGAGAAGAGAAUCUGAUGGUUCAUGUCCCUGAGGGCAGCAAAUCUCCCUGGCAUCACAUUGAAAAUCUGGAUCUUUUUUUCUCUCGUGUCUAUAACCUGCACCAGAAGAAUGGCUUCACAUGCAUGCUUAUCAGUGAGAUCUUUGAGUUAAUGCAGUUCAUCUUUGUUGUGGCCUUUACUACAUUCCUUGUCAGCUGUGUUGACUAUGAUAUUCUCUUUGCCAACAAAUUGGUGAAUCACAGUCAACAUUCCAGUGACCCAGUCAAGGUGACUCUGCCAGAUGCUUUCCUGCCUCCCAAUGAGUGCAGUGCCAGGAUACAAGCCAAUGGAUUUCUUCUCUCCAUCCUAGUGAUUGCAGGGGUCUUUUGGAUUCACCGGCUGAUUAAAUUCAUUUACAACAUUUGCUGCUACUGGGAAAUACAUUCUUUUUAUGUGAAUGCCCUCAAGAUUCCCAUGUCCAAUUUGCCCUACUAUACGUGGCAGGAGGUACAAGCACGGAUUAUACAAAUCCAAAAGGAGCACCAGAUCUGCAUUCAUAAAAAGGAGCUGACAGAACUGGACAUCUACCACCGCAUCUUGCGCUUCAAGAACUAUAUGGUAGCCAUAGUGAACAAAUCACUCCUGCCUGUGCGCUUCCAUCUUCCCUUCCUGGGAGAUACUGUCUUCUACACCCGUGGUCUCAAGUACAACUUUGAACUCAUUUUCUUUUGGGGCCCUGGCUCACUCUUUGAGAACGAAUGGAGCCUGAAGACUGAGUACAAGCGUGGUAGCAAUCGCAUGGAGCUGGCUGAAAAACUGGGCACCCGUAUCUUAUGGAUUGGCAUUGCUAAUUUUCUCCUUUGUCCUCUUAUACUUAUAUGGCAGAUUCUUUAUGCUUUCUUCAGUUACACUGAAAUUCUCAAGAGAGAACCAGGCAGCUUGGGUGCCCGUUGCUGGUCUCUCUAUGGCCGCUGCUACCUGCGACAUUUCAAUGAGCUGGACCACGAGUUGCACUCGAGACUCAGCAAAGGCUAUAAACCAGCUUCCAAGUACAUGAACUGUUUCAUUUCUCCCCUGUUUACUGUUGUGGCAAAGAACGUGGCCUUCUUUGCUGGUUCUAUCCUUGCUGUCCUCAUUGCCCUCACAAUUUAUGAUGAAGAUGUACUAGCCGUAGAACAUGUUCUCACAACUGUCACCAUCCUGGGAGUGGCUGUCACUGUCUGCAGGUCCUUCAUCCCAGACCAACACCUGGUUUUCUGCCCAGAGCAGCUGCUUCGGGUGAUUCUGGCACACAUCCAUUACAUGCCUGACCACUGGCAAGGAAAUGCCCAUCGUUAUGAAACCAGAGAUGAAUUCGCUCAGCUCUUCCAGUACAAGGCGGUGUUCAUUCUGGAAGAGCUGCUUAGUCCCAUUGUGACGCCCUUGAUUCUCAUUUUCUGUCUGAGGCCCAAAGCUUUGGAGAUCAUCGACUUCUUCCGCAACUUUACAGUGGAGGUGGUGGGUGUGGGAGACACUUGCUCCUUUGCCCAAAUGGAUGUGCGCCAGCAUGGGCAUCCUGCAUGGAUGUCAGCUGGGAAGACAGAAGCCUCCAUUUAUCAGCAGGCUGAGGAUGGCAAGACAGAGCUGUCCCUCAUGCAUUUUGCCAUCACCAAUCCACACUGGCAACCGCCUCGGGAGAGCACAGCUUUCAUUAGUUUGCUUAAGGAGCGGGUGCACCGUGAUAGCAGCCUGGCAUUGGCCCAGCAGGCUGUCUUGCCUGACAAUCCACUUUUCACCUCUAUCCAGUCACUACAGUCUGAAUCUGAGCCACACAGUCUGAUUGCCAACGUGAUUGCUGGCUCCUCGGCACUUGGGUACCAGACAAUCCGUGAUGCACAGACUUCACGGCAUCUGUCUGCUGUUUCUGAGGUGGCAUCUGCUUUGCGUUCCUUCUCCCCUCUUCAAUCUACCCAGACAAUACAUGGUAGUUCCCAUGCUGAUGAUGCCCAGCUUCGGAGACAUGGUGCAAUGACAGGCUCGGGGGUGGAUGCCAGGACAGCAAGCUCUGGCAGCAGUGCUUGGGAAGGUCAGCUUCAGAGCCUAAUUCUUUCGGAAUAUGCCUCUACUGAGAUGAGUCUGCAUGCUCUCUAUAUGCAUGAGCUGCACAAGCAGCACGCCCAGUUGGACCUUGAACGACACUUGUGGCACCGGCGGGAGAGUGAUGAGAGUGGUGAGAGUGCCCAGGAAGACCCAGAGGCCCAGAGGAACACCCCUAGCAGCACCAUGCCACGCUCGGCCAGUUAUCCUUUUGCCUCCCCACGUCAAAUUGGUGAUGAGGCAUCUGCUCUACAGGCAGGCUUCCAGCGCCGUUAUGGUGGUGUCUCGGACCCUGGUCCAGUGAAUAGGGCUCCAUCACACUUUGCUCGCUUGCCACUUGGGGGCUGGGCAGAAGAUGGCCAAGCUGCUCGACACCCAGAGCCAGUCCCAGAAGAGAGCUCAGAAGAUGAGUUGCCACCUCAGCUACACAAGGUAUAACUGCAAAGGCUGAAGAUCCAGUGGGGGUUCCAGACCUGGGGCCUGUCUCGGCUGGUGGAGCAGUGAGUUACCCUACCCUAGAAGAUAUGGGUUAGCUCAAGUUUCCAUGGCCUGGACAUCAGAAUACAGGGGUAACCGAUGUGAUGGUGUCAGUGGUGCCUUUGGGGUGGGCAGAACUCUAUCCAGACAUGCAUCAUACCGGUGACACAUUAGCUGUGCAUAGGCUGGGUGUGUGUGUAUUUACAUAUAUUGUCUGUAUCUACAUACGUGUUGUCCGUGUUGGAGAACCAUCCAAGACCUGCACAGAAUGCCACAGAGCACACAAGAGAUGGGAGAGACAGGCAAUGCUCACCCUGCCUGAUGAAAUGUUCUUCAGUUGGGAAGAGGACCUGCUUGUGGAUCCUGUUCAGCAGCCAGAAGAGCUGCUCCGUUGUCUAGACUGCAACAUGAUCAAAGAUGCAAUCAGGAUGUAGAUUUGGACUCAGGAAAAGAAGGGCUGUGAAAGAUUAUUUUUGUAACAAGAAUUGAGGGCCAGGCUUCCUCCACCCACUGACACAGCCUGACUCAACUGAAGCGGUUGCACACAGCAAGGGAAUACAUCUUCUUCGAUUUUUCCAUUCCAUGUUGAUGCCAGACUAGAAGAAAAGAAUACCCUUGCAGUGCCAUCAUUUCUAUCACAGGAUUUGCCUUUCUUUGGGCAUAAUUGAUUUCUCAUUGCUUGGGGGGCCAUAUUCAUUUCAUGUCCUACCCCCAUAUCAGAUCACAGGUUUAUCAUGGUAAUGUUUGCCUGAGCCAGGAUCUGAACUGAUCUAAGUCAGCUUUAUAAAAUAAUGCCCAGCCUAAAAGCCUUGAAAGAAAUUCUGCUCUAAAAGCCCUCGGUUCUCCUGCUGAGACUCAGAAUCAAGAAUAAGACUUUGUACUCUGUAUGUUUGUGUGUGUGUGAGUGAGUGUGUGGUGAGAGAGGGGGGGGGGCAGAGGGAGAGAGAGAGAGAUGAGUGGAGAUUACCAGUGCUUAUCAGAGGCAUGAUAGGCAUAUCAUAUUUAAGUACGUCUUUAAUAUCCUGCUUGGCUUCUCCAAAUUGGUGCUGCCCCAUUCGUGAUUUUCUUUUUGUUUUCCCUUUGGGUGCCUUGAUAGUAAUUAUGCAGCUCUUAUGGAAAUACCACAUUUUGUAUGCCAAAAAAAGCUAUCUUAAAAACUCAAGAAGGGAUGACUUUUAUGUUUUUACAAAAAGAGUUAAUUAAGCUCACAAUUCAACUGAUAAAACCCUAUUUCAAACUGUCUGCAGAAACACUGGUUUUCCAUUCUUGCCCUCGGUCUUCUGUCCUUUCUGUAUUAUUUGUAGGCUAGCUGGGCCUAGUUAAGUAGUAGGAACUACUGUGGUUUGUUCCUUUUUAAACCACUUAUUUUUUCUGAAUUUUGUUUUUGGAGAGCCCAUUGUCACAAUGGGCCGUAUUUUAAAUUCUUAUUAGCCUUUUAGGUAAUGAUCACAGACAACCACUGUUAAUGAAGUAAAUUAUCCCAGAUAAUAUAUUCUGUUUUCGCUUUUCACAGACUAAGCUGUGCAGGAUCCUAUAGCUGAUUUUUCUGGGGAUGUUUCAUGUUUGGGGAAGCCAGACUCCUGAAUUUUAUAUGCUUUCCUGGGGUUUUUUGAAGGAAAACAAAAACAGAUUAUGUAUCCUCAGUUUCCACAGACUUGUUUCUAGUUCAUGGCUCAGUAUUUUCCUGUACUACUCAUCAUUUCUCUCCCAGUAGUUUUAUCAAGUAUCUAUGGGGUAGGGAACAGUCGUGGGUUGCUACUGGUUUGCCCCAGAUCGGGUGAACCAGUAGUGGCGGCAGUGGGAGACUCCGCCCACCCACCCAGUCGCUUCUGCGCAUGCGCAGAAGUGUUGCAUGCGUGCGUGAGCGCACACAGGUGCAAACCAGUAGCAAACUAAAUUGAAACCCAUUACUGGUAGGGAAAUGUUGUUGAGCUGCAACUGCAGAGUGUUGUCUCCCAAGAAGUAAAAGAACUUUCAGUAGCUACCUUGCAGGUGCUGUUUCCUGGGCUGAUAAGAGUUGUAGUCCAGGAUGUCUGGAGUAGGACUACCGCUGACCUGUAAGGUGCCUUUGUGCAAAACGUUUUUUACCACCAGAGCAUCAAAUCACGUCAGUGGUUUCCCAGUGCUUCAGUCUCUCUUUUCUUCUAUAGCACAUGCGCACAUGCGCAGAAUAGUAACUAAAAGAACUUCUUCCUCCAACCCAAUUGCCUGCAGUGUGGCACUGGGAUACUACUGCUCCCAUAAUUCCCUCCCACCCCCCGCCAGUGUCAUGGUGCCUUUGUACAAUGCACAACUCGCUCACCUUCGUGUGGCUGUGGUUUAGUGCUCCAAAUUGGGUCAGGAUGGUUUAACACUACAGAUACAGCUAGCAUCAGCAUUAUGCCUACUCCUUACUAGUAUAUGGAGAAAUCCAGCAAUAUUGACAUAUCCCUGUAGAAAGCAGAAUCACUUUGUAGAUUGCUGCUUUGAAUUGUGCUGGUCAAGUAUGGGCUCUUCUUCAGCAUCCAUCUUGAUAUAGCUUAGCCAAAAGGAUAGUAGGGGAGGCAGUACUAGCAGUCAUGCAUCCUUCUUAUCUUUGCUCCAUCUGCAUCUGCAUGGAAUGGCCACCUUCUACCUCCACAUUUAUUUGUGGCAUUAGGGAGGCCAGUUUGUAUGUGAAUAAUGCAAGUGGUUUGUAAAGCAGAGCUGAUUGUCCAGCUUCCUGUACAGUGCCGUAUCUACUGAAUAAAGGAGGUGUUUUCUUCUUUGA
This is a messenger RNA of Pantherophis guttatus, 6249 nucleotides long. The record is from RefSeq and is a predicted model, not a curated record. Lineage: Eukaryota; Metazoa; Chordata; Lepidosauria; Squamata; Colubridae.